AUGCCUAAACAAGAAUUUUAUCGACAAUUAUCUAUUGAAGAAGCUACAGAUGCUAUAAUGGAUUAUGAAGAUGAUCAUUAUCAAGAAUUUUAUGAUUUAUUAUUCAAUCAAUUAUUAAUUAAUAUUAAAAAUAUACCAUUCGAAAGAAUUAUUCAAAAUAAUCUACAAUAUGGUGACGCUGUACGCAAUAAUAAGGAGGCACAUUCUCUCAUCUGGCUUUACACAGCCGAUCGAAAAUUCAUCAAUUCAAUAAAGGUCUAUUCAUUUCGUUUUGCCAAUGAUUGUCAUCCGGAAUUUUAUAGAACAUUUGAAACAAAAUCUCAUCGUCUGUUUUCACUAGUAGAACAUCCAAGACAUAAAUAUAAUGGAUGGUAUAAAUAUAUGGGACGAGAAUUGUUAAACUAUUUAGACAAAUAUUUAAAUAUUGAAAGAGUUGUUCAAAAUCAAAUUCCUCACAAAACAAAAUUAUUUAUCCAUCAAAAACAAGAACGAAUAGAUAUACAAUUUAAUUUCUAUUCGAUUGAUGAACGAAUAUCAAUCACUUUUGAACCAGGUUAUCCUGAUUUUCUUAGGACAUUCUGA
Rotaria sordida is the source of this 582-nucleotide messenger RNA. NCBI's taxonomy places the organism in Eukaryota, Metazoa, Rotifera, Eurotatoria, Philodinida, Philodinidae. The record is from the annotation of a GenBank genome assembly.